This is a messenger RNA of Penicillium manginii, 1902 nucleotides long. Its product is annotated as alpha-L-arabinofuranosidase A. Lineage: Eukaryota; Fungi; Ascomycota; Eurotiomycetes; Eurotiales; Aspergillaceae. The transcript is spliced from 7 exons. Bases 1 to 1902 code for a protein of 633 amino acids. Gene Ontology annotation, biological process: L-arabinose metabolic process. The record is from RefSeq and is a predicted model, not a curated record. Gene Ontology annotation, molecular function: alpha-L-arabinofuranosidase activity.
AUGUUACAAAAAUAUAUCCUUUUGCCCCUGCUGGCUACCUGCAGCGCGGCUGUGACUAUUUCUGUUGCGAAGUCGGGUGGUAACGCUACUACCAAUUUGCAAUAUGGAGCAAUGGAAGAGGAAAUCAACCAUUGCGGUGAAGGUGGCCUGUACGCAGAACUAGUUCGCAACCGAGCAUUCCAAGGCAGCUCAAAGUUCCCAUCAUCUCUGGAUGCUUGGACAGCUGUGGGUGGAUCGUCUUUGUCUCUGCAGAACCUCAGUGAUCCACUCUCCUCUGCUCUCCCCACCUCAGUGCGGGUCAAGGGAAGCAGCACUGCGGGACUCAGCAAUGCCGGUUUCUGGGGAAUCGACGUGCGACCUCAGAAAUAUUCGGGUUCCUUCUAUGUCAAGGGUUCCUACUCUGGCUCCUUUACCGCGUCACUCACCUCCUCAAGCGGAAAAACACUGGCUAGCACCACUGUGAAGUCCAAGAGUGUUGCUGGUAAAUGGGUGCAACAUGAGUUUACUAUUACGGCUAAGACUAAGGCAUCUGACACUAAGAACACCUUCUCGGUGUCAUUUGAUGGAUCGAAAGCAAAGGAUGGCUAUCUUGACUUCAACUUGAUCAGUCUAUUCCCACCGACCUGGAACGAUCGUCCCAAUGGCAUGCGACGCGACCUGAUGCAGGCCCUGAAGGACCUUGGCCCUAAAUUCCUCCGAUUUCCAGGUGGAAACAACCUGGAAGGAGAUACCAUCGCGGGCCGCUGGAAGUGGAAUGAGACCAUUGGUCCCCUCAAGGACCGCCCUGGCCGUGCCACAACUUGGCAAUAUGAAGAGACCAGUGGAUUUGGUCUAGUUGAGUAUAUGGAAUGGUGUGAUGACCUCGGAAUGGAGCCCAUCCUUGCCGUCUGGGCCGGUCUGGCUCUCAAUGGAGAACUAGUCCCCGAGGAUGAGCUUGACUUCUACGUACAAGAUGCCUUGAACGAGCUCGAAUUCCUGACUGGAUCGGUGGACACAAAAUACGGUGCUCUGCGUGCUAAGUAUGGACACCCCGAGCCAUGGACGAUCAAAUACGUCGAGGUCGGAAACGAGGACAAUCUCAACAGCGGACUGGAAUCUUACAAGUCCUACCGAUUUGCCGCCUUCUACGAUGCCAUUACGGAGAAGUAUCCCGAUAUCCAAGUUCUAGCUUCGACCAUCGACAUGACUCUCGAGGGCAAGGCUGGUGGUGAUUACCACUUGUACGAUAUCCCUGACAACUUCGUCACCAAGUUCGACAUGUUCGACAGCUACAGCCCCGACCAUCCUAUUCUUCUUGGUGAGAUUGCCGCCACGGAGUUCAACAACGGCGGCAAGGGUAUUGACUGGAGUGACACCAACUUCUCUUUGUACCCAUGGUGGAUUGCCUCUGUCUCUGAGGCGGUUUUCCUUUUGGGAGCUGAGCGAAACGCAGACAAGAUUAUCGGAACAACCUAUGCUCCAUUCCUGAUGAACCUGGAUGCCUACCAAUGGUCCCCGACUAUGCUCUCCUUCAAUGCCAACCCUGAUGACACCGCCAAGUCAACCAGCUUCCAUCUUUUUAACAAGAACCACAUGACAAACACACUCCCAGCCACCUCCGAGGAUGCCUUUGGCCCCCUGUACUACGCCACCGGUCUAGACAGCAAAAGCAACUCGCGCAUCUUCAAGGCUGCUGUUUACAACAGCACCGAGGAUGUUCCAGUGUCACUGACCUUCUCAGGAGUCGGACGGGGUACCAAGGCGGAUUUGACGAUCCUGACCGCACCCAACGCUUUCUCCAUGAACGAAGUUGGUGGCGCGAACAUCGUCAACAGCAAGACGACCACUAUCAAGGCCGGCAAGAAGGGAGAAUUCAGCUUCAAUCUGCCUAACCUUAGCGUGGCAGUUCUCACUACCAAUUAA